AUGACUUCUGUUCAUAUCUCAGUUUUGAAGGAUGAGCUGAGUAGGAACUCCUCCGAGGUGACUGAAUUCAUUCUGUUGGGAUUCAAAACCCCUCCAGAGCUACAGAUCCUCUUAUUCCUCGUGUUCUUGGUGAUCUAUGUGGUCAUCGUGGUGGGAAAUGUCAGCAUGAUAGCGGUCAUUAAGAUGGACUCCAGACUUCAAACGCCUAUGUAUUUCUUUCUUAGAAACCUGUCCUAUUUAGAUGUCUGUUAUUCCACAGUCAUUGCUCCCAAAACUUUAGCAAACAUCUUGACCAAUGAGAAGAAAAUUCCAUACAAUAGCUGCGCAGCCCAAUUUUUCUUUUUUGCCUUGUUUGUCACAACUGAAGGUUUCCUUCUGGCUGUGAUGGCAUUUGACCGCUUCUCAGCCAUAUGCUCCCCUCUCCUAUACCCUGUGCACAUGUCCCAGAAAGUCUGUGUUCAGUUGGUAAGUGGAUCCUACAUCUGCGGAUGCAUCAACUCCAUGAUACAAACAGGUUUCACUUUCAGUUUGCGUUUCUGUCAAGAGAACAGACUGGACCACUUUUUCUGUGAUGUCCCAGCCCUGAUCAAGAUCUCAUGCGUUGACACCUUUGUGAAUCAGAUUGUGCUGUUCGUGCUGUCUGCUGUCAUCAUCAUCACCACCACCACUGUCAUCCUGGUUUCCUAUGCGUACAUCCUCUCCACUGUCCUCAAGAUCCCCUCGACCCAGGGAAGGCAUAAGACUUUCUCCACCUGUGGCUCCCAUAUUGCAGUGGUGAGUUUAUUCUAUGGAUCUGUGUUCUUCAUGUACGCCCAGCCCGGGGCCAUCUCCUCACCACAGCAAAACAAGAUUGUAGCUGUAUUCUACACUCUCAUAAUACCAGUGCUAAACCCUCUAAUAUACAGUCUGAGAAACAGAGAUGUGAAAGAUGCUAUGAAAAGAAUAUUAUGUGGGACAUGGUCUUCUCUGUGA
Messenger RNA from Marmota flaviventris (yellow-bellied marmot), 972 nucleotides. Its product is annotated as olfactory receptor 9S13-like. Gene Ontology annotation, cellular component: membrane. Gene Ontology annotation, biological process: G protein-coupled receptor signaling pathway. The record is from RefSeq and is a predicted model, not a curated record. Gene Ontology annotation, molecular function: G protein-coupled receptor activity; olfactory receptor activity. NCBI's taxonomy places the organism in Eukaryota, Metazoa, Chordata, Mammalia, Rodentia, Sciuridae.